This is a messenger RNA of Ceratitis capitata (Mediterranean fruit fly), 1961 nucleotides long. RefSeq names its product 5-aminolevulinate synthase, erythroid-specific, mitochondrial (gene Alas). The record is from RefSeq and is a predicted model, not a curated record. Gene Ontology annotation, cellular component: mitochondrion. Gene Ontology annotation, biological process: erythrocyte development; hemoglobin biosynthetic process; heme biosynthetic process. Bases 99 to 1787 code for a protein of 562 amino acids. Gene Ontology annotation, molecular function: 5-aminolevulinate synthase activity; pyridoxal phosphate binding. The transcript is spliced from 2 exons. Lineage: Eukaryota; Metazoa; Arthropoda; Insecta; Diptera; Tephritidae.
CAUAUGACUUGCAAGACAAGCAAAAGUUUCGCUCAUAAGUUUUCAAGUGUUUGCAUAAUCCGGACGUGUCCAAAAACUAAAGAAACUUAAAUUGUAUUAUGUCGUGCCCAUUUUUAAGUCGAUUCAGUGCAAGUUAUGUACGCAAUUACUCUGAGUUUUUGGUGCAAACUUAUGGUGUUUAUUGUCCUGUGUUGAGCAAACAAUUCCAUACCACAACAACUGGCAAUGAAGGUAUUAAAUUGCAAUCGAGUUUAGCUAAUGUGGCAGUGCCAAGGACAACAUCAACUCCAACAAACGCAUCUAAUCAACGCUCUUACACCUCUGCUGUACGACCAAAUGAAUCGUUUGCGAAACCACAAACCACGACGAACGGUGUAAAACAAAUUGAAAAUCGGAAUGUUGCUAUUGACGUGACCACUGCUGCUGAUACGUUUCCUUAUGAAAAUUUUUUCCAUGAUCAAAUUUUUAAGAAAAAGCAAGAUUAUUCCUAUCGUAUUUUCCGUAAAGUGAACCGUUUGGCAGGACCAGGUCUCUUUCCACAUGCCUUGGAAUAUUCAAAGGAUGAAAGACCCAUCACUGUUUGGUGCUCAAAUGAUUAUCUUGGGGUGUCUGCACAUCCGAAAGUGAAAGAGGCAUCAAUCAAAGCAAUUGAGUGUCAUGGCACUGGCGCUGGCGGUACACGUAACAUAUCAGGCAAUUCACUACACCAUGAAAUGCUGGAGAAACGCCUAGCGCGUUUACAUCAAAAAGAUGGUGCUUUGGUAUUUACGUCAUGUUUUGUUGCAAACGAUUCCACUCUUUUCACUUUAGCGAAACUGCUGCCUGGUUGUCAUAUAUUUUCGGAUGCAGGCAAUCACGCCUCCAUGAUACAAGGUAUACGCAAUAGUGGCGUACCAAAACAUAUAUUCCGUCAUAAUGAUCCAAAACACUUGCGCACAUUGUUACAACAAAUCGAUCGUAAUGUACCGAAAAUUGUCGCUUUCGAAACCGUACAUUCGAUGACGGGGGCAAUUUGCCCACUUGAGGAAUUAUGCGAUAUUGCGCAUGAAUAUGGCGCUUUGACUUUCAUCGAUGAGGUGCAUGCAGUCGGUUUAUAUGGUCGUAAUGGUGCAGGUAUUGGCGAAAGAGAUGGUUUAUUACCGAAAAUGGACAUUAUAUCGGGCACUUUGGGCAAAGCAUUUGGAAAUAUUGGCGGCUACAUAGCGAGCAGUGCAAAUUUGAUAGACAUGAUACGUUCAUAUGCGGCUGGAUUUAUAUUUACCACAUCACUACCACCAGCAGUAGUUUGUGGUGCUCAUGCUGCAAUUGAACUGUUGGCCUCUGAUGAGGGACGUGCUUUACGUAGCAAACAUCAGAGUAAUGUGAAAUAUUUGAAAAGCUUAUUACAACGAGAAGGUUUUCCUGUCGAAGAAACGAAAAGUCACAUUAUACCCAUACGCAUUGGAAAUCCAUUGAAGACCACACAAAUAUCAGAUAUUCUUUUACAUGAAUAUGGUCACUAUAUGCAAGCCAUUAACUAUCCAACUGUUGCCCGUGGUGAAGAGAAAUUGCGUUUGGCACCAACACCAUUCCAUACUCCCGAAAUGAUGCAACAAUUGGUAUCUGACAUGAAACGCGCAUGGAAAUCUGUGAAACUUCCAAUGGCUGUACCCGAUUGCCCGGCAGGAUGUAUGUUCUGCAACAGUGGCGUUGGCAAUGUAUCGAAUAUGUUGAUCCCACCAACUGUAAGUGGGGAUUUGAAAUGCCAAAUUCCCAACUGCCCUCGAGUUGUUGCUGCAAUGGCUUAAUGCAUUUUAUCAACAUACAUAUAUACAUACACUUAAAAAAAAACACAUACAUACACAUACAUGCAAAUUUACAAAUAUCAAUGGAACUUUGAAUGGGUAUGCAUAAACACUCUUACAUAUAAAGAAUGCGUUCAUAGAAUUGCAAAUAAAGGAAUUAGUACUUCAAGCACAAAA